Malaclemys terrapin pileata is the source of this 763-nucleotide messenger RNA. RefSeq lists its product as uncharacterized. Lineage: Eukaryota; Metazoa; Chordata; Testudines; Emydidae. The coding region runs from base 63 to 710 and encodes 215 amino acids. The record is from RefSeq and is a predicted model, not a curated record. The transcript has 2 exons.
CUACCCCACCACUGACCGUGGACUAUGAGGAUGGGAUAUUGUCCACGGCUGGUUCCUCGGACAUGUUAGCGGACGGGGAAGAUGAGGAAGGAGAUGAGGAGGACGAGGCAGUCGACAGUGCUUACAACGCUGAUUUCCCCGACAGCCAGGAUCUCUUCAUCACCCUUACAGAGAUCCCCUACCAACCGUCCCCAGCCGUUAACCCGGACACAGAAUCUGGGGAAGGAUCAGCCACCACAUCUGCGACUGUCUCACAACCUAGCCUGGCAUCACACUCCCAGAGGCUAGCGCAGAUUAGGCGUAGGAAGAAGAGGACACGGGAGGACAUGUUCUCGGAGCUUAUGGCCUGCUCCCGAGCCCAGGCAGCACAGCAGACCCAGUGGCGGGAGAACUUGUCCCAAAUGCACCAAGCAAACAUGGAUCGGGAGGAGAGGUGGCGGCAGGAAGACCAGCAGGCGACUCAAACGCUGCUUGGACUUCUGAGGGAGCAAACGGACACGCUCCGGCGCCUUGUGGAUGUUCUGCAGGAACGGAGGCAGGAGGACAGAGCCCCGCUGCAGUCUCUCUCUAACCGCCCUCCCCCGCCACCAAGUCCCAUACCCCCCUCACCGAAAGUGCAAAGAAGGAGGGGCGGCAGAGUCCGUGCUAACUCUCACUCCACCCCUGCAGAGAGCUCUAGUAGUAGAAGGCUCUCAUUCCCCAAAAUUUGACAAGUUCUUUCCUUCCCGCCUCACACAAGCCCCCGUCCAAGUUUCACCUCCCA